CAUGGGAUGACAUAAAUAUUAUAUCACGAAUCACAUUCAGCUGGGUAUGGGGCUUAUUUAUCCGGGCACAUAAAAAGGACCUGGAGUUUACUGACCUAUACCGGUGCUCCAAAUCGGAUGAAACCGAGUGUUUGCGCAACAAAUUGGAAAAAAACUGGAACAAUGAGCUAGCUAAUAAAAAGCAACCAUCAUUGGCUAUUGCAUUGUUUAAAACAAUUGUUAACGAAUAUUUAGCAUGCUUAUUUUGGAUGAUAAUCCAGCAACUCAUAAUAAGGAUCAGUGUACCGAUUAUGUUGGGCCAAGUUGUACGCUAUUUUCAGGGCGACCCCCAAAUAACCCGCCAGUGGGCCGUCUGGGUUGGGGUCGGUAUUGUUUUGAUGUCUCUAAUCGAUCGGGUAGUUAUCAAUCAUCUAGCAUUUCUGUAUACAUUGCGUAUGGGUAUGCGUAUGAGAGUGGCCACAUCGGCGCUUAUCUAUCGUAAGACAAUGAAAUUGAGUCGUUCAUCACUAGCACAGACAACUGUCGGUCAAAUACUAAACAUACUGUCCAAUGAUGUCAACCGUUUUGAUGAGUUUUCACAAUUUUCCCAUUCAAUAAUCAUUGCACCCCUACAAUCGGCAAUCAUCGGCUAUAUACUAUGGAAACAAUUAGGUUGGCCAUGUUUGGCCAGUAUGGCCGUAAUCAUAUUGUUCAUACCGUUUCAGCUAAUACUGGGCUCAAUGUUUCGACAGAUACGGCUCAGGACUAGUGUACUAACCGAUCAACGAUUACUUGUAAUGAAUGAGAUUAUCUCUGGUAUGCGUGUCAUCAAAAUGUAUACCUGGGAGUUGGCGUUUGGACAGUUGGUUUCAGAUAUUCGCAAAUCUGAAGUAAAGCGCAUCCGAAACAGUAAUUUACUUAAAGGUAUCAACAUAUUAGCGUAUAUACUGUUACCCCGUAUUAUUGUCUACCCGUGUCUAGUGAUGUAUGUCCUGAUGAUGAACAACGAUAACCGAUUGACUGCCGACAAAGUGUUUGUCACUGUUUGCUACGUAAACAUUAUGCGACAACUAUUAGGCAAAGGUUUGCCAACAUUUAUCUCAUCAACCAAUGAACUGGUAGUUGUUAUUAGACGUCUAGAGGAAUUUUUAGCGCUCAAAGAAAUCAAAUAUAAUUUAAGUAAAAACAAGAUACAGGAGCUGAAAGUUUUGUCUAAUAUAUCUAAUAAUAAUAAUAAUAAUUUUGAUGAAAAGGGUGUCUAUAUUGAUAAUAUGACUGCCCGUUGGACUAAUGAAAUAAUUAAACCGACACUAAAUAAUAUCAGUGUUUGCGUAAAACCGGGACAAUUGUUAGCUGUUAUCGGAUCGGUAGGCAGUGGAAAGAGUUCAUUAUUGAUGUCAGUCCUAAACGAGAUGACUGUGGAUUCGGGUUCACUGCGAGUGUCGGGUCGGGUAUCGUAUGCACCACAGGAGUCGUGGGCUUUCAUUGCCAGUGUUCGCGAUAACAUAUUGUUCGGUUCGGAGUAUGACGAGCACCGGUACCAACAAGUAGUCAAUGUGUGUGCAUUGGACAGGGAUUUCCAAUUGUUUCCGUUCGGCGAUCGGACACUUGUAGGUGAAAAGGGUGUACUGUUGAGUGGCGGCCAAAAAUCACGUAUCAGUUUGGCCAGGGCUAUCUAUCGUCAAGCAGAUAUCUACUUGUUGGACGACCCGUUAUCGGCAGUGGACACACAAGUGGUCAAACAUAUAUUUCAAAACUGUAUUAUAGACUAUUUGAAAGAUAAGACUCGUAUAUUAGUUACACAUCAGAUCCAGUUCCUUCAGGUUGUCGAUAAGAUACUGGUGCUCGACAAUGGGGGUCAGUGUAUAGCACUGGGCAGCAGCUAUGAUGAGAUCAGCAAACAGUUAAACAACAUUAAUCUAAUGUCUUAUCAGCAAAACAAUGAAUAUACUAUCAAUACUAAUGGUGUAACCGAUGGUUGUCAACAAAAUAUGGACCAAAAAAGUUUGUCCACAAAAGUAAUGGCCAGCAAUAGCCAUCCGAUUCAGGAUAUAAUGCAUACUAACGUGUCUAACGACUUGUCGACUAAAUUGACGGACAAACCGGUUGUAUUAGUUAAACCCGAAACGAAAAUGAUUGGUAGUAUCGACUCUAUGGUCUAUUGGGCUUAUGUUAGGGCAGGUGCCCGACCACUGUUGAUGUCGACAAUGAUUUUGAUGAUUGUUUUGUCGCAAUUGAUAUUUCAAGGCAUCGACUAUUGGCUAUCCUAUUGGACAAGUAAUAAUCAAAAUGAUGACAACCAGAGCCGUAAUAUUAUAAUCUAUUCAUCACUGAUUGUAGGCCUGUGCGUGACAUCAUUGUUGGCCACAAUUAGUUUCUAUAUGAUGUCUAUGAGGUCGUCAAUUAGUCUACAUAAUCGUAUAUUUACUAAACUAUUGAGAGCACCGAUAGACUUGUUUGAGUGUUCACCGGCAGGCCGUAUAUUAAAUAGAUUUUCAAAAGAUAUCGGUAUUAUUGAUGAACAGUUACCGUCGGCAGCGUUUGAAUUUAUAAUUAACCUAGUGUUAACAAUCGGUAAUUUAGUGAUCAAUGCUAUUGUCAAUUGGUUUCUAGUAUUUCCGGCAAUAGUUUUAAUACUAAUGGUAUUUAUGUGUCGAUAUUUCUAUAUUAAAGCCGGUCGUGAUAUUAAACGUUUGGAUGGCUUAUCCAGAAGUCCUAUCUAUUCGCACGUUAGCAACACAUUGGCCGGACUGUCGACCAUCCGAUCACUGGAUUCGGUAGACAUGUUUGAUAAGCAAUUUGAGAUCCACAUGAACGACAACACCGCCACAUACUUCCUGUUUAUCUGUACGUCCCGUGCUUUCGGUGUACUAAUGGACGGCAUAUGUAUCGUCUAUAUAGCAGCUGUACUGGCCGUUGUAAUGUCACUGUCGGACAGUCUGACCGGCGGUAAUGCCGGUCUAGUGUUGUCGUCUAGUCUGACAUUGAUAGGUACAACACAUUAUUCGGUUAAAUGUUGUACCGAUUUUGAAGCUCAUAUGACUGCAGUUGAACGGGUGCUCGAAUACAGCCGAAUCAAACCGGAAGCCGAUCUCCGGUCAGCACCCGAUAGAAAACCGUCAACCGGUUGGCCACAAUCAGGUUGUAUUGAAUUUAGAAAAAUCAGUUUACAAUACGCCGAGUCUCCGGUGCCGGUACUCAAUGAGAUAACUGUUGCGGUAAAAGGUGGCGAAAAAAUCGGUAUUAUCGGACGUACCGGUGCCGGCAAAUCAUCGAUAAUAUCGGCUCUGUUCCGAUUGACUGAACCCACAAGCGGACAGAUACUGAUCGAUGGCAUAGAUAUCCAGUCGAUUGGUUUGCAUGAUCUGAGACGGAAAAUAUCGAUUAUACCUCAGGAACCGAUACUGUUCACGGGUUCGGUACGUAAAAACUUGGAUCCAUUCGAUGAACACCCGGACUAUAGAUUGUGGUCAGCAUUAGAUGAGGUACAGCUUCGCGAUGCAGUCAACCAAUUGCCCGAUAUGUUGGACGGUAUGGUCAGCGAAGGUGGCAGUAAUUUUAGUGUCGGUCAACGCCAGUUGAUAUGUCUGGCCAGAGCUAUAUUGCGUAACAAUAGGAUACUGGUGUUGGACGAGGCAACCGCUAAUGUUGACCAUCAAACCGAUGCAUUGAUUCAGCGGACAAUACGCGAUAAGUUUUGCAACUGUACUGUCAUUACUAUUGCUCACCGAUUGAACACAAUUAUAGACUCGGAUAAAGUGCUGGUUUUAGACGAGGGAAAAGUGAUUGAAUACGGAAUCCCUUACAUACUGUUGAAGUCCGGCAACAGUCUGUUCGCACGACUGGUCAGCCAAACGGGCAAUCGUAUGGCCAAUCGGUUGCGACAAAUGGCCAAACAUUACUAUUCACACAAAUAUGGCGAACAAUUAGAUGAAAGAGAUUCUGAAAAUUGA
Molecule: messenger RNA, 3932 nt
Organism: Oppia nitens
Lineage: Eukaryota; Metazoa; Arthropoda; Arachnida; Sarcoptiformes; Oppiidae
Product: ATP-binding cassette sub-family C member 4-like
Exons: 16
Coding region: 249-3932 (1227 amino acids)
Biological process (GO): transmembrane transport
Cellular component (GO): membrane
Molecular function (GO): ABC-type transporter activity; ATP binding; ATP hydrolysis activity
Source: RefSeq, a predicted model, not a curated record